GUCAGACAGAUGGACAGGAGAGUCACAGGCUAAAUCCAAGUCAUCCAAGAAUUUUCCCUUCAACACGUAACUCAUUCACCGCCGAGGGGGAGGGAGGGCUAAAGGAAUCCCAGCUUUGCUCCAUUAACAGCCAAACAGAGGGAGGGAAGAAAUAAAUAAAGAAAGAGAAGGAGGCAAAAGUUAUGAGUCACAAAGCGAGAUGGGAGGAGAGAGAGGGAUGAGGGAGGAGGGAGGGAGGUAUAAUUAUGGUAGGAGGCUGCCAGUGCGAGAGAGAGAGAGAGAGAGAGUCCAGCCCACUCCGGUAAAACCAUUCAACUGGUGAGCGAGGGAAGGCAUUCAACACAGAGAGAGAGAGAGAGAGGAAAAGAGGUAAAAAAAAGAGAGAGGGAGGAACUCCUUCGUCUGGGAUAACUUAGUCAAACUGCCUCUUUAACACACACACACACUCUGAACACACACUCUGCAGCGGCUUCACCCCGGGAACAAGGAUCCUCCUGCACGCCAGAGUUUUCCUUCUCCGCUUUUCCAUCAUCCAUUCAUCACAUCCGAGAGUUUUUUCUUCUUCUUCUUGUUUUGUUUUCUUCUUUCUUUCUUUCUUGUGACGCCUCCACAUUUUCCAGCCAUCUGUCCCUGACAAAAAAGAUAAGGAUUACUCAUUUUCUCUCUCGGCGUUGUGUUUUUUCUUUUUCUCUCUUUUUUUGUCCUCGUCUCCCUCUCGUUUCUUUACAGCUUUUUUUUUCCCCUCCGUUUUUUCGCAGGUGGACUGUGAGCUGAGCUGAACUUUGCAGCUUCCAAACUUCUGAGGAGAGAACGAGACACACAGAGAGAGAGAGAGAGAGAGAGGAGAAAGACAAAGACAAUAAGAAAGAGAGAAGGCAGAGGAAGCAUCACUAAAUCUGACCCAGCAGCCAAUCAGGCAACUCCUGCCACCAUGUCUGUCUUACCUCUGCUGAGCUGGACCGUCCUGCUCCUGGUCCAGAGCUGCGGCUCCUCCUCAGACCCGGCGUCCAGACCUCUGUCACUGACCGUCCACCCUCACCACCAGCCGCUGCCGGACGUCGCCUCCAGCUCCCACUGCCCCUCCUGCGCCCUGGCCAGGAUGAGGAGAAACGAAGGGGACGCGGACGACGUGGCGGGACACGACCGGGAGGAGGAGGCUCAGCAGGACGUGGUGGAGGCGGUGAAGAGGCACAUCCUCAACAUGCUGCACCUCCAGGCCCGGCCCAACAUCACCCGGCCCGUGCCACGCGCCGCGCUCCUCAACGCCCUGCGCAAGCUCCACGUGGGGCGAGUGGCAGAGGACGGCAGCGUGCAGAUCGAGGGGGAGGAGGAGACGCGAGGGCGGGGAGGCCGGGGAGAAGGAGGGGGAGGAGCAGUGGCGGCUCGUGUGGCAGACAGCGGCGACGCGCAGGAGACGACGGAGAUCAUCACCUUCGCCGAGGCUG
Messenger RNA from Micropterus salmoides (largemouth bass), 1445 nucleotides. RefSeq names its product inhibin beta A chain-like. The annotation marks the transcript as partial. Gene Ontology annotation, molecular function: hormone activity. The record is from RefSeq and is a predicted model, not a curated record. Lineage: Eukaryota; Metazoa; Chordata; Actinopteri; Centrarchiformes; Centrarchidae. The transcript has 2 exons. Gene Ontology annotation, cellular component: extracellular region.